AUGGGCCAUGCUCGCAACAACUACCCAGCGGAUGGAGAUCUCAGUGACAGGAAGAGGAAGAGGGAUGUUGAGAAUGACAUGCACGGAUUGCGCACACGUGGAGGAGGCAGACCUGGCAUCGGCGAGGACAAUAGCAAUACGGCUGAUGUCGAUCGUGCGAGCCCUCGUGCCGCAACAGGCGCGAACGCCAUUAUACCCAAGCGAAAACAACCUUGCGUCUUACUUAGAUAG
Plenodomus lingam JN3 is the source of this 231-nucleotide messenger RNA. RefSeq lists its product as uncharacterized. The record is from RefSeq and is a predicted model, not a curated record. Lineage: Eukaryota; Fungi; Ascomycota; Dothideomycetes; Pleosporales; Leptosphaeriaceae.